AAGUUACUUUAGGAUAAAACAGAAGUCUGAGGAAAUUACUGGUGGUCUCCGUCGGCAACAAUUAGUGAGAAGAAUUCGUAAGUUCACUGACUGGACGGAGUUAAGAAUCUAACUAACGUACACCUGAAAAGUGUGAAGAGAGUGAGAAAGUGUCGCUUGUGUUGUGGACCAAUAUAAUAGCGUAGCACCAUGUGUUUCUACUAAUUACAAAUCGAAACGUGUCUGAAAGUUUUCAUUCCUGAAAAUAAUUGACGAAUUGUUGAAACAAAAUAAGAAAGGAGUAGUAUGACGAUAAUGAAUAUUUUGUCAUCAGAUGAUGAAAAAAAUUUGGCUAAGUCAAAGCAGAAAACAUCCAAAAAUUUGGCCAGCCCUAGAGUAGAGCUUAAUCAACAGAAUAUUGCCCAAAGUUCACAAAAACGUAAAAGAAAGAAAAAGGAAGCAGCAAAGUCUGAAACAUCAUUCAGUGCUAAAGAAUCUGAAACUAACAAAGAGAAAUAUUUUCAUGUUGAAAAAUCGAUUGCUACAUCAUUUAGAUCAACAGAUAGUGCUUCUUUCUCACUGUUGUCUUUAUUUGGUAAAACAAAAGUUUCUGAAGAUCAGGAAAAUGAAGAUGAACCAAUCGAAACUAGGGAACAAUAUGAAUCUUCCGAUGAAGGAGGUAGUAGUGAAGAAUGUGAUGAAACAAAAGUCAGAGAUCAACAACUCAAAAACAAAGCUGCUGUCACAGAUCACAGAACACUGAUGAUGAAGACGUCUAUGCCACCACCAGACAGAAAGUUUUUCUUUAUCAAUGAUGAUCCUAGAUUGUCUGAUGGAGUUAAAUAUUUUCACCGCAAGCUUUCUGGAGAUGAAUUAUGGACGAAAUGGUCAUCAGGAUUUCAGAGAGAUGUCAGAAAUCUUUUCAUCACACGCCCAAAUCGCUCCAUGGCUUUUCACAGAGGGGAAAGCUCUCCAAAGAAAAUGAAAUUCCGUGAAGAAAAUUUAGACAAAUAAAACUUUCUAUUUUGUAUAUUU
This is a messenger RNA of Octopus sinensis (East Asian common octopus), 1014 nucleotides long. RefSeq lists its product as uncharacterized. The coding region runs from base 286 to 993 and encodes 235 amino acids. The transcript has 8 exons. The record is from RefSeq and is a predicted model, not a curated record. Lineage: Eukaryota; Metazoa; Mollusca; Cephalopoda; Octopoda; Octopodidae.